This is a messenger RNA of Oncorhynchus tshawytscha (Chinook salmon), 5010 nucleotides long. Its product is annotated as transmembrane 9 superfamily member 4-like. Bases 112 to 2055 code for a protein of 647 amino acids. The transcript is spliced from 17 exons. The record is from RefSeq and is a predicted model, not a curated record. Gene Ontology annotation, biological process: protein localization to membrane. Lineage: Eukaryota; Metazoa; Chordata; Actinopteri; Salmoniformes; Salmonidae. Gene Ontology annotation, cellular component: membrane.
UGAAAAAUUGCCAAAUCUAACAACAUAAUUGCUAAAUUGGCAUCACUGAUUCGCCAGUCUCCUCAGUAUGACGACCGGGGCGAACGGGUUUUGGUUCCUUUCACGUCACGAAUGACACGUGUAUUCAAGAUGGCGGCCGCGGCGAUGGCGACGUGGUUGGCCCUUCUGCUGCUGUCCUUGUUACCUGGAGGAGUCCAGGCCUUUUACGUGCCUGGAGUUGCUCCUAUGAACUUCCACCAGAACAGUGCUGUAGAGAUUAAGGCCGUGAAGCUGACCAGCUCCCGGACUCAGCUUCCCUAUGAAUACUACUCCUUGCCCUUCUGUCAGCCUGAUAAAGUGGUCUACAAAGCAGAGAACCUGGGGGAGGUGUUACGCGGGGACCGCAUUGUCAACACCCUGUACUCGGUACUCAUGACCCAGGACAGGAAGUGUGAGGUGGUUUGUGCCAAGCUGAAACUCAACGUGCAGCAGAGUAAGCUGGUGGCUGAGCGAAUUCAGGAGGAGUAUUAUGUUCACCUCAUUGCAGACAACCUCCCAGUGGCUACGCGGCUGGAGUUCAACCCCAACAUAGAGGCAGGGGCUGAGGACAAGGAGGUGGUGAAGGAUGUUCAGUUUGAACACGGCUACAGGUUGGGCUUCACUGACAACAACAAGUUCUACCUCCACAACCACCUGUCCUUCAUCAUCUACUACCACAAGGAGAAGCUGGAGGACGGGGAAGAGCACAACUACAGAGUUGUUCGUUUUGAGGUGGUUCCCCAGAGUGUCAAGGUGGAGGACCUAAAGGUGGCUGAUAAGGGGUCGUGUACCCUGCCCGAGGCCACUAACUCAGCUCCUCAGGAGAUUGACCCCUCCAAGGACAAUGAGGUUCUCUUCACCUACUCUGUCCGCUGGGAGGAGAGCCAGGUGAAGUGGGCAUCCCGCUGGGACACCUACCUGACCAUGAGCGACGUGCAGAUCCACUGGUUCUCCAUCGUCAACUCAGUGGUGGUGGUCUUCUUCCUCUCUGGGAUCCUCAGUAUGAUCAUCAUCAGGACCCUGAGGAAGGACAUCGCCAACUACAACAGAGAGGAUGACAUAGAGGACACCAUGGAGGAGUCGGGCUGGAAGAAUGUCCAUGGAGACGUGUUCAGACCUCCACAGUAUCCCAUGAUCCUCAGCUCUCUGCUGGGCUCGGGCAUACAGCUCUUCUGCAUGAUCCUCAUCGUUAUCUUCGUGGCCAUGUUGGGGAUGCUGUCGCCUUCUAGUAGAGGGGCCCUGAUGACCACUUCCUGCUUCCUGUUUAUGUUCAUGGGUGUAUUCGGUGGAUACUCUGCUGGCCGACUCUACCGCACGCUGAAAGGGCAUCGGUGGAAGAAGGGUGCGUUUUGUACGGCCACUCUGUACCCUGCCGUGGUCUUCUGCAUCUGCUUCGUUCUCAACUGUUUCAUCUGGGGAGAGCACUCGUCUGGAGCCGUCCCCUUCACCACCAUGCUGGCUCUACUCUGCAUGUGGUUCGGUAUCUCCAUGCCGCUGGUCUACUUUGGCUACUACUUUGGCUUCCGGAAGCAGCCGUACGAUAACCCCGUCCGCACCAAUCAGAUCCCUCGCCAGGUGCCUGAGCAGCGCUGGUACAUGAACAAGUUUGUGGGCAUCCUGAUGGCUGGGAUUCUACCGUUUGGUGCCAUGUUCAUUGAGCUCUUCUUCAUCUUCAGUGCCAUCUGGGAGAACCAGUUCUACUACCUGUUUGGUUUCCUCUUCCUGGUGUUCAUCAUCCUGGUGGUGUCCUGCUCCCAGAUUAGUAUCGUCAUGGUCUACUUCCAGCUCUGUGCAGAGGACUACCGGUGGUGGUGGAGGACCUUCCUGGUAUCAGGGGGCUCAGCCUUCUACGUCCUUGUUUACUCUGUUUUCUACUUUGUCAACAAGCUGGACAUCGUGGAGUUUAUUCCUUCCCUGUUGUACUUUGGCUACACGGCUCUCAUGGUCCUGUCCUUCUGGCUCCUUACAGGGACAAUUGGCUUUUACGCAGCGUACAUGUUCAUACGGAAGAUCUACGCUGCCGUCAAAAUCGACUGAGUUUGUUUCUGCUGUUUGUUUUGUUUUUGUCACAUUAUUUUUCAUUUUUUACAUUUUUAUUCUUUAUGUCCAGCAAUCACUGGCUUGUGUGUGUGGACACAUGGACGUGUGAGGUGGUGUUUGUGGAACAGAGACCCCCCCCAAUAGGCAUGGAGAGACGACAGUAAGAUGGUGCGGCGCGCAGUCUGCAAACUCAACGAUCUUCCUCCCUGUGAUUGGAUGUCCAGAGACACAGAGAUUUCCUAUUGGACAGUCAAUGUUUUCUACUGUGUUUCACCUUGUACACACAACAUGGGCCAAAGCAUGUCAAAUGAAACAGUCUCUGUACGUUUUACUGUCUGCUUUUGGAGCAAGCCUUGUUCCACAGGACGACUCAAGUGCAUUGGUUCAGCAUUGACCUUUAUUGUUUUAAAGUCAGUAAGAUAUUUUAGUCUUAACUUCUUUCACACUCUCUCUUUCUCUGUAAAGUUAGUUUAUUUAUCUUUAUUCCAGAUACGUUUAUGAUCAGAGGUCACACUUGUAACGUCGCUAAUAAGUAUUAUUUUUGUCUGAAAAUAUGCUGGGAAAUGGAGGUCUAACAUUGGAACAGGCACGGAUAUUAAAAUAUUCUUCUUUUUUUUUUUACUUAAAUGGGACCAUUUCAGCCACAACUAAAAUCAUUCUCAAUUUGACUCCCUGAAAACAAUUGUCUCUCAGAUUUAAGGUAACAGAUUGUCUGAAAUGUGUCUUUUAAAGUGGCUGGAUUUCAAUGUGGAAAAGCAGACAUUUAAUUUUCUCUUUAAAUACUACUUGCAGGGAAGCCACUUGGGCUUAAGACUGUUGAAAUGUUAUGGAACAGAAGUGAAUUUUGAUGAAAAGUAGUAUUCCUUCAAAUCACCUAUAUAAUUUCUGGGCUUUAACCUAGGAGAAACGAUGUGUUUUAAAAUGGUUGGACACAUUGCCAUUACUAGGUGAGGUAAUCAGCUCCAUGGUCCCACUGAACUAUGCAUUUUUUUUAUUUAAGUAUUACUGUUUGGUUUCAUAAAGGUCAUGUUACAUGUUUUGAGUUGUCAGUGAGACACUGCUAUUCUAACUACCGUUGUCGGUUGUCCCUGAGCAUCAAUGUCUUCUCGGAUGACCUUAAACAUGAUUCUGUCAUUGGGCAUCUAAGUGGAGUACAGUUAUUCCCCAUAAACCACGAGCCAAGUCGGUGCUGUGUAAGAUCGACAAUGUGGUUUAGAUUGUCGGUAGGUUCAAGAAGGUACUACAUGUCAACCUAUUGUAUUAAUGGGCAGAUCCUUCACUGGGUUUACUCUGUUACCCAGCUAGAAUUCCCUACUAGUGGUUCUCGUCGUCUUGUAGAUGGAGUUCCUCUUGAUGGUGGAGUCUGAAAUGCAGAAGAUCCUGUAAACUAAAACACGGGACCUACACAACUGAAUGGAAGUGGGGUGAAUGAGAUUCAGAAUAUUCCAGACCUUUUCUAUCAUGGGCAUAUUUUUACUACCAUUUAUGUUAUUCUAUGGGCCAGUUCCUCAGACCCAGAUUAAGCCUGGUCCUGGAUUAAACAUCAUUCUCUAUGGAGAAUUACCAUUGAAAGGUCAUUUUGAGUCCAGGAAUAGGUUUAAUUUAGGUCCAGGAAAUUAUUUUAUGUUUGAGAGCUGAGCUUUCAGGAAUGCAGCCUUUUAGGUCAACGUUAUUAUCCUGCCAGUUUUUCCUUGAUGAAGAGCAUAGCAACCAAACAGGACAGUCUGGUGGUCUUGCCCAGCAGAUGGUGUUGGGAUAGAGCUGCACUGGAAGAGAGAGGGAUCGAACAGGUGCAGAGGGGGAAUUACUCCAUUCACCAUGUAGUGUAUCAUACUUCUCCACUCUCACUUAGUCUCUGGCAUUCUCUGGCCUCUCACACAUUCACCUCCACAGUCAGUAUUGCAUCGGUCUUUUUCUUCCCCCUGUAAAGCCUUGUUCACACGGCAGGCCUUAAUGCUCAAAUCAGUUUUUUUUAUUUUUAACAACUUGCUGUUUUGUUGUCCGAACAGUAAGUUAAAAAUGACCAAAUUAGGUGUGUGUUCAGACAGUCAUUUGCUGACAUGGCUACGCUAGUUGUCAUAGUAACGACAGGGGUCUUUGGUGUCGUCUGAUUGGUGGUGGUGCUCCUGCUUCCCAUCACUCAGAAGUUAUGUAACAACCUAAGGUGAUGACAACAAUGUGUCGUCAUGGAAGUUUCACAGUUGCUUUGAAUGUUGAAAGUCAUAGUGUAUAAACACUUUUAAAGCCUCAAAGGACAAAGAUGAUCCAACUUUCAGAACAAAUCCUUUUUGUUUAGUCACAGCAGUUAACGAGCUAGUUAGGUAGAUGUUUAGCUUUUUAGAACAUUCACUGAUUUGUUUUGUAAACAACCUAGUUAGUUACCACAUGUUCUUGUCAAACUGUCAACAGAGUAGCUAGCAAGCAUCAAGAUAUGCCAAAUAACAAUUGAGGGCACAUGAAAAAGCCAUGGCUGGGAAGAUGGCUUGAAAUAUCAGAUUCCAUGUACUUUUUGGCUGUUUAGACUGCAGGAAAAAGAACAGAUUUGAAUUGGAUAUGCAAAUAAAUUGUAUUUGAGUCACUUCAAACUGCCAGUGUGAACUGGGCUUUAGUGUCAAAAGUGUUCCUGAGCUGCCAGCUCUCACUGCUCUCUGAUUCAGAGACGGACAGACUUCCUCACCUGGGCCCAACAAAGAGAUUUCUGGAGAGAUUUCCUGCAGAUGUACAUUUGACUGACAGGGGCCGUUGUAUGUAUGCGUGUGAAUGAGUGUUGACUGUGUAAAUACAACACAUUGUAUUGCUGAGGUUUGCUGUUUAGUGGGGACUCUUGACUAUAUAAAUAUCAUGUCAUUGUUUUAGCCAAAAGCAUGAUUUUUAAGAACCUGUUUCUUGUCCCCUUUUCUUUACAGAAUGCCCAGUGAUAUAAUUUAUGAAACUAAUAAAGUACUGAUGCGA